Molecule: messenger RNA, 804 nt
Organism: Mesorhabditis belari
Lineage: Eukaryota; Metazoa; Nematoda; Chromadorea; Rhabditida; Rhabditidae
Source: the annotation of a GenBank genome assembly
AUGACUAAUGUAAAGGAUGAAAAGGAGAGCAGAAUCGGUACACAUUUAAAGUCGAUGGUUCAAGCGCCGCCAGGAUACUGUAUUGUAGGGGCCGAUGUUGAUUCCCAAGAACAAUGGUUAGCCGCCAUAAUGGGUGAUGCAAGUGAUGCGGCUGGGCUUGAUGAAAACGAGCGUCGACCCGGUCGAACACCUUUCUCGAAUAUGGCUCUAGCUGGACAUCGAUCGGACAACAGCGAUUUGCAUUCAGUUAUUGCAAAUGAUUUGAAGAUUAAACGAGACACGGCAAAGAUCCUCAACUAUGCUCGCUUGUAUGGAGCCGGGAUCACGAAUGCUAAAAACACACUAAUUUCGACCGAAAAGUACUUCAUUGGGGGAUAUGAGUCGUCAACCUUCAAUUAUCUCGUUUGGUCGGCUAGACAGGGUCAAAUGUGCACUCCAGUUUUAAAAUGUAUUCUUGGCUCCGGUCUCUCGAUUCCACAAAAUUGUACAGGCACCGAAAAACAACUAUUUCUCGACACUUUCAUGAGAAGUCGAAUGAAUUGGGUUGUACAAUCGUCGGCUGUUGACUUUUUGCAUCUUUUGCUUUUGAGCAUGGAUUGGUUGUGCACCGAGUACGAUAUUGGUUGUCGAUUCAUGAUUUCUAUUCACGAUGAGGUUCGAUACUUGUGCAAAGACGAAGAUGUUGGCCGAUGUGCGCUGGCAUUAAUGUGGAGUAAUGCCUACACUGUGCAUUGCCAAUCGACAAAACGAGCUUGUGAUUUACGUGAUGGAUGCUAUAGAAAGGGUACGGAAGAUCGGCUAAAU